Messenger RNA from Dictyostelium discoideum AX4, 603 nucleotides. RefSeq lists its product as hypothetical. Gene Ontology annotation, molecular function: hydrolase activity. The coding region runs from base 1 to 603 and encodes 200 amino acids. Gene Ontology annotation, biological process: cytokinin biosynthetic process. Lineage: Eukaryota; Evosea; Eumycetozoa; Dictyosteliales; Dictyosteliaceae. The transcript is spliced from 2 exons. The record is from RefSeq and is a predicted model, not a curated record.
AUGGAAACAGUUAAUAAAAUCAAUAAUAUUUGUGUAUUUUGUGGAAGUAGAAAAGGAAAUGAUGAAGUAUAUAUUCAAGUAACAGAAGUAUUAGCUAAAGAAAUGGCAAAAAGAAAUUAUGGAUUAAUUUAUGGUGGUGGUAAUAUUGGUAUUAUGGGAGCAGUUUCACAAGGUGUUCAAAAUGCCGGUGGAAGAGUUAAAGGUAUCAUUCCAAGAUCAUUAUCACCAAAAGAAAUUUCAGGUGUAACUGUUGGUGAAGUUGUAUUUGUUGAUGAUAUGCACACCAGAAAAGAAAUUAUGUAUAAUUCAUCCGAAGCUUUUAUUGCAUUACCAGGUGGUAUGGGUACUUUUGAGGAAUUAUUUGAAUGCAUUACAUGGAAUCAAUUAGGUAUUCACUCAAAACCAGUUGGUAUUUUAAAUAUAAAUGGUUAUUAUGAUCCAUUAGUAGCAUUAUUAAAAACAAGUGUUGGUAGUGGUUUUGUUGAUAGUGAUUUUGCAAAAUCAAUUAUUGUUAGUUCCGAUCCAAUUGAAUUAUUAAAUAAAUUAGAAUCAACUCCGUCAUAUAAAAGUCAAUUAAAAUGGUUAACAUCUUCACAAGCAUAA